AAAACAAGAUUACCCACGAAUAAUAGUAUUACACAACUAAUUUGUUCUGCCUAAAUUUGAAGUUUUAGCUUAAAAAAGAAGCGAUAGUAGAUAUCUCAACAACAGUUAAGUUAAUUUGACAUAAACUUAUUGUAUUCCUUUCGGAAUGCAAAAGGUGGGUUGGUUAUGGAAAAGAUCUAUAAAACUCACCAUAUGUGAUGACAUUGGAGGGAGGUCCUAUGAUGUCACUGAUAUUGAUGCAAUUCUUGUGCUGAUGCUUAUAAAGCUUCCGGCAGUAGGUGGAGAUGCUCUUCGAAAGCAAGACAAGAUUGAUGUAGAUAGUCAAUGCAGCAAAACAUUUGUAGAGAAGCUUGCACUCCAAGUAUUUAAUGGAAAUGUUCAACAAUUCGGUUGGACUGCACUGGAGAGGCCUCCUAGAUGAUGGAUGUUGUGGUGUCCGCUUUCGAAAUCAGAACUCUUGUGAAGCUUGAAUUGAAGGUAAGAAUAUUUCCAGGGCUAGAACUCAAUCCUCCUUAGUGAUUAUGAAUGACAUAAAUGGAGGACAAAGGUGGUGAAUGUUCUGAAAAAGACAACACCAUUAAAGAGUUUAAGUUACACCAAACAAAGAAUGCUUCCUGCUGUUACCAUGGAAUUAGUUGGCUUACACUUCCCAAGCUUAUACUCUAAUUCUAAAGCCACACCACAUAUUUUGGGUUUGAUCAUUCUUUCUACUUAGUCCUCAAAAUACGAAUAGAUGGUAAUUCAUUAUAAGUAACUAAUUUAAUUGUAUAAUUUUGA
Messenger RNA from Arachis stenosperma, 777 nucleotides. RefSeq names its product DAR GTPase 3, chloroplastic-like. The record is from RefSeq and is a predicted model, not a curated record. NCBI's taxonomy places the organism in Eukaryota, Viridiplantae, Streptophyta, Magnoliopsida, Fabales, Fabaceae. Bases 146 to 421 code for a protein of 91 amino acids. The transcript is spliced from 3 exons.